UAAGUCAGGCAGGAGGGCGCACCUGCUUUACUAUAUUUUUAUUAUUUAAAACCCAUCAUCAUAAACCUGGUAGUUGGAACUUUGACUCAGGGAAACCGCUGAGAGAGGACACCUUUGCGCGCAGAGAUGAGGAUCGUGCGUCUUUUUGCGCGCCGCUGCUGUGGCACGCGGCGUCUCUCCGCGCGCUGAAGAUGUCGAGGAAGACCAAAAACAGUUGGAGGAGUUUUGGUUUGUGGAAGCCUUGUUUGGUCGGAGGGAGAUUUGUGACACUUUUAUCCUCUCCGGGUUGUGGUUGCCUAGAGAUGGACCGGCACGUUAAACGCGCGUGUUAAUGGAUGGACGGAGUGUUCCGCAGAUUGUCGGUUGGAUCGAAGCGCCUCCGCGCACUUGAAAGAGUUGCAACCUAAAUCUCGUCGGCUCUGAUGGGACUCCGGCACUCGUCGCGGUGUUUGCUGCUUCGGCGGAAGAUGGCGGAGGCGGACAGCUCGGAGAGGCAACAGCCUGUCAUGUCUGCCCUUUCCCAGUCGGCUCAGCCUCCCUCCAUGCCUAAACCAGUGCCUACUACCCACCACGUGCCCUGUAUCCCCCACACACCUCAUGUAGGGGCUCUGGCCACCUGUCCCGGCCGAGGCAAGAUUGCCAAAUUCCUCAGCCCCGAGGAGAUGACGUCACGGGACUACUACUUUGACUCCUAUGCUCACUUUGGCAUCCAUGAGGAGAUGUUGAAGGAUGAGGUGCGGACGCUGACGUACCGGAACGCCAUGUACCACAACAAGCACGUGUUCAAGGAUAAAAUCGUCCUGGAUGUUGGCAGCGGUACAGGCAUCCUCUCCAUGUUCGCGGCCAACGCUGGUGCCAAACACGUGUACGGGAUUGAAUGUUCGAGUAUAUCCGAAUACUCGGAGAAGAUCAUCAAGUCAAAUCACCUGCACAACGUCAUCACCAUCUUCAAGGGGAAAGUGGAAGAGGUGGAGCUUCCCGUGGAGAAGGUGGACAUCAUCAUCUCGGAGUGGAUGGGCUACUGUCUCUUCUACGAGUCCAUGCUCAACACCGUCAUCUUUGCCAGGGACAAGUGGCUGAAACCUGGAGGCCUGAUGUUUCCUGACAGAGCUGCGCUCUACGUGGUCGCCAUCGAAGACCGGCAGUACAAAGACUUUAAGAUCCAUUGGUGGGAGAACGUGUACGGCUUCGACAUGAGCUGCAUUCGCAACAUUGCCAUCAAAGAGCCUCUGGUGGACGUGGUCGACCCCAAGCAGGUGGUGACUAACUCCUGCCUCCUUAAGGAGGUGGACAUCUACACUGUGAAGCCAGAAGACCUGUCCUUUACCUCAGCCUUCUGUCUACAGAUCCAGCGCAACGAUUACGUCCACGCAUUAGUCACUUAUUUCAACAUAGAGUUCACCAAAUGUCACAAAAAGACCGGCUUCUCCACAGCUCCAGAUGCUCCCAGCACACACUGGAAGCAGACUGUGUUUUAUUUGGAGGACUACUUGACAGUCAAAAAAGGAGAGGAGAUAUUUGGUAGCCUGUCUGUCAGGCCCAAUGAGAAGAACGUGCGUGACCUUGAGUUCACAUUGGAGCUGGACUUUAAAGGACAACUAUGUGAAGCUGCCAUUUCCCAUGAUUAUAAAAUGCGCUGAAAGCAAACGAAAAGCCAAGGAGCGACCCGACUCUGUGCAAUCGCCCCCUUGAGAAAUGACAGAUAAAUAAAAAAGAUGGGUGAGGGGGUUUGAGUGAGCACUCUCAUGAUGCAUUUCCUUAAUGUUACAAGACAGAUAGUAAUUUGACCACGAUGGAUUUACAAGUGCAUCUCAACAAUUUGCAAAACUAUCAAAAAACGUUUGUUUCAAUUGUUUAAUUUAACAAUUAAAACUCUUAUAUUUAUGUUGUGUUGUUACAGGUAGACAAUUGACUUUCAAAGAACUGUCUGCAGACAACAUGGCGCCUGAUAUCGUCAGCCGGAAGUAGAAAUGAAACAACUAUUCAACCCCUAUCCUAAAAACUAUUUUUAAUUAUUUAAGUUAAAAAAAAAAGUUUUUAAUAAAGCUUAAAACAGGUGCUUAAACACAGAGCUGUUCGGCUUUCCGGUUAAAAUAGAGUUUUUUCAAGCGAAAUCGGGGACUUCCGGUUUCGAUCGUUGACUUCCGGUUUUGGACAUUGAUGCCUACAGCUAAGUCCUCUUAAACUUCACCCCCCAAAAGUCAGUAUUCUUUUUGUUUUGCAUCUAUUCCUGCCUUCUUUGCUUUAUUAAUCAGUUUUAAAGAUAUUUAAUUUUCUAUAAAUGUAAAUUAAAAUUAACAAAACACCAGCAAUAUCUAUCAGUUUGACUAUUUUUUAUUUUAAUCUAAAUUACUGGGUAAAUAAGCAUUUUGAGAAUUUUCUAACACAUUGAAAUGCACUUGUAAGAAAACUAAACAUAUCACUUAAAAAAAAUAACUUUUAGGCAGGUUAAAGUGUAUGGAACCUUGAAUAUUGUCUGGAUGGUUUAGUGCUAUUCUAUUUAGCAGAUCAAUGGAGUGAAUGAUGUGAUCAGAACAAGCCAGUAUCUUCUCAGCAAUAGCGCCAUCAAAUGAUGGACCGGUGCACAUCCUCUGAAUGUAAUGUCCUACACGAACUUGAUCUUUCUUCUGUGGAAAUUGUCAAUUUAUUUGGAAUAUGAAAAUAAGAGCAUUUUUGCUGUUACAAUAUCAUUGCAACACAUAAAAAAAAAAAAAAA
Messenger RNA from Oryzias melastigma (Indian medaka), 2716 nucleotides. Its product is annotated as protein arginine N-methyltransferase 8-B. The record is from RefSeq and is a predicted model, not a curated record. Gene Ontology annotation, molecular function: protein-arginine N-methyltransferase activity. Gene Ontology annotation, cellular component: plasma membrane. Gene Ontology annotation, biological process: peptidyl-arginine methylation. The transcript is spliced from 11 exons. Bases 423 to 1640 code for a protein of 405 amino acids. Lineage: Eukaryota; Metazoa; Chordata; Actinopteri; Beloniformes; Adrianichthyidae.